This is a messenger RNA of Trichoplax adhaerens, 420 nucleotides long. RefSeq lists its product as uncharacterized. The record is from RefSeq and is a predicted model, not a curated record. Gene Ontology annotation, molecular function: protein binding. Gene Ontology annotation, cellular component: cytoplasm. The annotation marks the transcript as partial. The transcript is spliced from 2 exons. NCBI's taxonomy places the organism in Eukaryota, Metazoa, Placozoa, Uniplacotomia, Trichoplacea, Trichoplacidae.
UUAUUAUUAGCUUCCGAAAGGGGCGAUAGCGGUGAAGUAGUGGCCUUAUUAUUUAAAGAUCACAUUAAUCCUAACGUAUGCGGUAAUAAUAAUAGAACACCAUUGCACUGUGCAGCUGGAUAUGGCCACAAAGAAACAGUCGAGUCUUUAUUGCAAGCAAAAGCAUUGGUAGACAGCAAAACCUCUAGUGGUAGAGCUGCUUUACACGAAGCAUGCAUCGGCGGUCAUACACAAGUUGUUGAAGAACUCUUAAGACAUGGUGCUUGUAUGGAUAUUCAAGAUGAUCAAAUGCAUACUCCCAUGCAGUUGGCAGCUUAUAAUGGAGAAGCAGACUGUGUAAAAGUAUUGUUGGAGAAGGGUGCAAACGGUAAGCUAAAAAGCCAAUACCUUCUGACUACGAUACUAUUUAAGGAUGGCUAA